Molecule: messenger RNA, 887 nt
Organism: Lontra canadensis (Northern American river otter)
Lineage: Eukaryota; Metazoa; Chordata; Mammalia; Carnivora; Mustelidae
Gene: MED22
Product: mediator complex subunit 22
Exons: 5
Coding region: 130-732 (200 amino acids)
Biological process (GO): regulation of transcription by RNA polymerase II
Cellular component (GO): mediator complex
Molecular function (GO): transcription coregulator activity
Source: RefSeq, a predicted model, not a curated record
GUCUGCACCCCGCCGCAGCUGCACCCAGCCGGGUCGCCCCGGGCUCUGCGGACCAGGUGCGGGCGUCGGGGCGGGGUCGCCGUCUCUUCUCAGGUGUCGCCGCCGCGCCGCGCCGCCGGAGGCUCCGCCAUGGCCCAGCAGAGAGCCCUGCCGCAGAGCAAGGAGACGCUGCUGCAGUCUUACAACAAGCGGCUCAAGGACGACGUCAAGUCCAUCAUGGACAACUUCACCGAGAUCAUCAAGACCGCCAAGAUCGAGGACGAGACACAGGUGUCGAGGGCCACUCAGGGUGAGCAGGACAAUUACGAGAUGCACGUUCGCGCUGCCAACAUCGUCCGAGCCGGUGAGUCCCUGAUGAAGCUGGUGUCUGACCUCAAGCAGUUCCUCAUCCUCAACGACUUCCCGUCCGUGAACGAGGCCAUCGACCAGCGCAACCAGCAGCUGCGAGCCCUGCAGGAGGAGUGCGACCGGAAGCUCAUCGCCCUGCGGGAUGAGGUCUCCAUCGACCUGUACGAGCUGGAGGAGGAGUAUUACUCGUCCAGCUCGAGUCCUGGCGAAGCUAGCGGCCGGCCUCUGUGCGAAGCGUACUGGGGGCUGGACCUCGACACAGACUCUGCCGAUGGCCGCUCGGCCCCCAUGCUGGCGUCCCCGGAGCCCAGCGCUGGCCCCCUGCAGGGUGCGGCCCCUGCCCACUCCCAUGCCAGCGGCCCUGGCCCCACGGAGCACGCCUGAGCCUCCCAGUGCUCCCCUCCCUGCACCCCUAGGUUCUGAGGAGGUCUGGUGUCCCCUCCAGGCCCACCACAACUUUGCUUCUUUUAGCCUUGCUUCCCAUUGGGCAGCUACGGUGGGCUCCUUGGGAGCUUUGGCCCAGGGCCUGCCACCCCCCC